AUGUCUUACUCUGACGCUCUCACUCUGGCUCUGGACGACCCUCUCCCCGUCCAGAACCAGAUCCUCAAUAUCAUCUACAACUACCUCCCGCCAAACUCUUCAACAAGUUUGGAAGAUACUGCCCGCAAACUGGAUCAGCUUCACCCAGACAAGCGUCCCGACGAACCGCGAGUCCCCAAGGAGUCGUCGGAAGAUUUCGUUUAUAGCUUCUGGGAGCCCUUCCAUAUGCUUGCGCGUCUCAUCCCGCAAGACCAUCCCGCCAUGGAUAUGCUUGUGCAGCUGAUAAUCAAGCUACGCGAUAUGCCUUCUCGACAGGUACACCUUCAAGGCUGGGGGGACUUUGCCCUGUGGGCUGACCUACCGUUGUUUGGAGAGACGUUCAGCACGGCUUAUGACGUUGAGUGA
Uncinocarpus reesii 1704 is the source of this 405-nucleotide messenger RNA. RefSeq lists its product as uncharacterized. The record is from RefSeq and is a predicted model, not a curated record. Bases 1 to 405 code for a protein of 134 amino acids. NCBI's taxonomy places the organism in Eukaryota, Fungi, Ascomycota, Eurotiomycetes, Onygenales, Onygenaceae. The transcript has a single exon.